CGCGUGCUCGCGCUUACUCGACCGCGUACCUGCUACGCCGUCUCGAGACGACGUCCGCGACCAAACUAUACGAUAUCGAGACGAGAUAGCCCAGAGCGCAGAUAUUUUAUUAAUCGUUAAGCACAUAGCCGACGUAAGAUAAUGGAAUAAUAUCGGGCAACGACGAUAAUGCUGUUUGUCGCGCGAGCGUUAAUUAUUCGAGCCAUCCGCGAGUCUUCGAGGGUCGAUCGCUGCUCGAGUCGCCGGUCUCUCGUCGCGCGAAAAGUUUCGCCUCUCUAGAUCGGCUCGGUAUUUUCGCGAUUCUACCGAAAACGAGACGCGCAACGGUCGACGAACGAUGUUUGUUCGCGUUUAAGUCGACGACGGAGGGGGGCGACGAUUCGGUUGUUGUAAAUUAUUGCGGUAAUUGCGUUGUAAAAGGCGCGAUCGCGUGCAGCGGAGCAAAGACGAGGAGAGAAAAAGAGAGCGAGAGAAAGAGAGAGACGGUCGAGGAUCGCGUUAUCAAGGGAACGGGCGCGCUCGCGCGCGUGCGGAUCAGAUCGGAUCGUAAAGAGCUUUGGCCGUCGAGUUUCGUCGACUGUUUCGAGGGGGCAAGAGGCAAGGUCGCGCAACCGCUCGUUUCCGAAAGCCGCGAACAAAUCUGUCUCGAUUCGAGAAACGAAAUUCUCCGUUCGCGCUCGAGCGGCAACUUUCGCGGGAUGGAAAAUUACGCGAGACACGAUUCGAGGAAGAACGGCGAUUGCGUAACGAACGACGAAUACGCGUCAUCCCCUUGCGCGGACUCGUCGGCCGCCCUUUGGUCGACGCCCGCGCGGCUGCGCGCGCCUUCGAGCAGCCAUCGCGCCGAAAUAAAAAAUCUCGUUUCUCGGCGCGCGCGUGCGCGCCUUCGCACACACGCGCGAGUAUCGCGUUACCUGGGAUUUUCAUUUACGCCGAUAAGAAUUUCCUACUCGUCCGAUAAAGAAAAUGGCCUCGUCGCGUUCGCGAAUUUUUCCCAUGACACACAGCCCCCGUGGAACUCACCGUCUCCGAAUCCCGACGAAACGUUCGCGUAUCCGUCCUGACAUCCGAUCCAACUCGUUCCCGUCGAAUCCUCUCGACGAUAAAAUCGAGUGUCCCGAUCGCUUAGAGAAACGAAAGGGUGAACGGGCAAAUUCGAGGAAGAACUCGCGGGAAAUACGCGAAACGCGGAAGAAGCGACCACCGCGACGAGCAACGAGCGAACCACGAUCGUAACGACGCUGCCGCGAAUGCUCCGACUGGAGCGAGGCUAGAGACGCGGCCCUACGCGUUCCUGGCGGACCCGACGACUGAAAUUAUCAUUUUAGCUGAUAUACUAGCUAAUGUAAGGAUGCAGUUUUAUCUCUUAUUAUCAUGGGAAACGAGAUAAAUCGCGAUAGUGCCGUUUAUUUUGACAACGGCGUGCCUCACGCCACGGCUCGAUCGACCUCCCCAUCGGUGGUCGCGAAUUCGCUUUAAAGAUUCGCGCGAACACGCGUUUCGAUCGUUUUUCUUUUUUCCUUUCCUUUCUUUCCCUUUCCUUUCCGACCCUGUUCCGUCUUCGCGAGUUAACGACACCUCGUUACCCGUUAAUUCCGUUUCCGGCAGCGGAAUUUCGCUUUUCGCAUUUUCGCCGAGUCCCCGAGCCCCGAGUUGUUCUUCGUCGGCGGGGAAAAGGGAAUUUUUCUAUCGAUUCGUUCUCUCGAUCGAACCAACCGAACGACGUGGCACGAUUCGUUCGUUAUCGUCCGUUAUCGACGAUACUACGCGAAGUGGUUCGCGUUUCCUUCGUGUCACGAUAAACGACGAAUUUUUCGAUUCGAUUCGAGAUAGGCCGAACAUCGCGGCGUUCUCUACUCGUCGAAGGCGCCGCGAGCCGCGAAAAAAGAACGGCUGCGAGGCAAAGCGAAAAAUAAUUUCGAGUUCGCGAAACCGUUAUCGCUCGAAACGUCUUUGAUCCUAAUCUCGAUCGUCGCUUAAUCCGUCGCGAUCGAAACCCGUGACGCCGAGACUCGAUGUCACGUAGGCCUCGAAGGUCCCCCUCUGUCCGAGCGAACAAAGUUUCCGUUUCGGACGGAGCAACGGUUUCGAAUUCCUUGCUCGAGUUAGGCGACAGGGCGACGGUUCGUUUGCGAAGGUGAAUCAGAGCGGCAGCGAUGACGCGAGCAACGCGCAAGAUCUUUAUCUGCGAAGGAGAAUGACUGGAAGGUUCGCGAGAGCGGCGAAAAAUGGACGCGUCGUCUUCGAAAGGGAAGAGUUUUUUUUUUUCGGCCGCGCGAUAACCGACACCGGGUGCGAACGAUCGAUCGGUGCACCCUACCUUCCGUGGUGCGAUCCACGGAAUCCGUCGCAAAAUGGCGUUGGCAACGAUGGCCGACGAGAAAAGACGAGCAGCUCUCGAGCAACGCGUCGAGCGGGACGAAGCGGAGCGCGAGGAGAAGGACGCGAUGAAGGAGACGCUGGUGAAACAGGAGAUCAAGCGCGAAUGGGAGAACGAUCGAAUCGAGGAGGGCUCGCCUCGAAUGACGUCGACCGAGGAGCGAUCGACGUCGGAAAGCCCGCGUUCGGUCAUCACGAGCAGAAGGCACGUGCGCACCAUUACCACGGCCGGACAGAUCACCGAGACCGUGUCGGAAUCGGAGCCGAAUUCCCCGGACGCGAGUAAUCUGCCGCGGGCACGAUCGCACGGCUAUCAGGAAGAGCCGCAACGGGAUCACGGAUGCGAGCAACCGUCGCAACGUUUCGUGCAAAUUUCCCAGCAGGACGCGGACGUUCAGUCCCGUCAGCAGCAACAUCGUCCCAACGAGCAACGCGUCCUCUAUCUGACGCCAAACGGUCAAGAGGUACACGAGGUGUCGGAAACCGUGGAUCCGAACGCGACGCCGACGAACGAAACGACCAGGUACGAGGCCGUUGGCACGGACAGGAUGGACGUCGAUCGUGCGUACGGUUAUUCGACGGAGGAACAAUUACGACGAGAAGGUCACGGGAUCGUGGUUCAAGCGCAAGAGAGACGGGGUCAGUCGGGCGGGCAUCAAAGGUUCGGGCAACGAGAGGGCGGCCGAUCUGCUGCCGGCAACGAGGAGAACGAGGGCACGGAAGCGGGCAGAUCGUACCAGCAGAGUUCGCCGGUACUGAUCGCGACCAGCGAGGGCUACGAGAACGGACCGAUCGUGUCUCAGGCGGCGGCCGCGAUCGCGAGCGACGGUAUACGCGUGGCCACGUCUAACCAGCAACAGCAUCAACAGCAACAGCAUCAGCUGGUGGCGGGAUACGCGGACACCGGCGCCAGCAUCAAGUACACCGCAGCGGGCGUGAAAUACGACGCGGGCCGUCGCAGCACCACCUACACUACCCUCGAGACGGUCUCGAUACCGGCCUCGCAGACGGUCCACUACCCCCAAUACAUCUCCGGCAACGAAACGUUCCAGCAAGCUCCGAUGUACGCUUGCACCAAGUCCGGCGAGCAGGUGAUACUGGCCUAUCCGUCGGCCGCUCAACUGAGUUCUCGCGUUUCCGGGGUGGAAUCGGCCGGAAGCGCGUACGUGAAGAGCGACCCGACGCUCGCGUCUUCGCUAGCAGCAAGUCGCGGAGUGCCGCCUCUGCACUACGAUCAACCCGGCUCCGAGUACUGGUCGACCGCGGGGACUCCGUCGCCGCCGACGUUCGAGUGCGUGCAGAAUUACCAACCGGUGACUGCCAUCUCCGUCAGCGACGCCAACAUACAACUGUAUCAGGGCGGGUACAGCGUCUCGACCGGAGGCGCGCCAACUCCUUGGCCCAGCAUACCCUUGUCCGGACCGGACGAGAGCUUCGACGGUACCAUGGUGUCGACCGAUCCGAAAGAGUGUUCCGGCUGCGCGAACCUCACCACUAUCUGGAGGAGGGACGACGCGACCGGUCACUGCUACUGUCACACCUGCCUCUACAAUAAGAUGAACGGGACCAACAGGCCGUCCAUGAGACUGGGCAAACCGAAACAGGCGGUCGCGCCGACGGGAGUGCGAAGGACCGGAGUGCAGUGCGCCAACUGCAGGACCACCAACACGACCCUCUGGCGACGAAACAACAACGGCGAACCGGUCUGCAACGCCUGUGGCCUCUACUACAAGUUGCACAACGUAAACAGGCCGCUCAGCAUGAAGAAGGAGGGAAUACAGACGAGGAAACGAAAGCCGAAGAACCACUCGGGAAUUAGCGGGAACUUGGCCGGGCCUAGCGGCAUGCACAAGACCGAGCUCAAGUCCGGCCUACUCGGGGAGUCGUUGCAGUUGAAAGUGUACGGUAGCGGCGGUAAUGGGAACGGGGUUGCGAGCGGGGGCGGGUUAGGUGCCGUGGUCGAAGCCGGAGACGGCCUCGAGUUCGGGAUCGAGGAUCGGACAGGGCUCGCAGAGAACGGAAGCGGGUGCGCGGAAGGAAACGGAGAAGUCGAGGAGCAUUGCCCAGCCGUAGGUACACCGACAGCCACGCAAUUGGGCCACGCGCACUCGCCCCUAACUUUACCCACUGCCGCCAUCCUCAAUCGACAGACCAUUCUUACCGUGCCACCGCUAGAACCGAUCGCUAGUCAACCCGGCGGCGACCUGAUCUCUGUCAUCACGUCCACCACGGCCGUGCACGCCGAGCGAAAGUGAACUCCGGAACAGCGAGCGUCGUUACCGAGCGGGCGCCGCUUCGUCGUUCGAGUUGCCCGCUGCCCACCACCCGGGGAGCCGCUUUCCGAUCAAGCAGCGUCGGAAACGUCGGAAACCGUCGACCGACCAAACUUUAUCGACCAAAGACACUGUAUCCGCUCGGUUUCUAAUCGCGAGCGGACCAACGAUUCGUCGCUCUUCCGUCGGACGGAAGCGAGAAGAGGAAUCGACCGCGCUCAACUUUUAGUCGCAAUUUAGAGUAGUUACGUACGCGUUUCGGCUCGAUCGUAAAUCCCGUUCGUUCGACGCGAUCGUCGGUAAGGAUGCGCGAGGGAGGUACGCACGAAUUCUCUCUUAUCGACCGGGUUCGACUUUGUCGACGGUCGCGAGAGCAGCGACUCCGCCGGACGACUUCGCCAUCUACGCCCGGUACGAGGAAACUUAUCGACCGCGUUCUUCUUUUCCUUCUUUAGUCUCUGCGCCGACAACGUCCUUUACCCGUGUCCGUUCUCCCGUUCGAGUUUUCGAGUCCUCGUGGCCGAUCUCGCGCGUACCGUACCGAACUCGCGUCGAAUCGUUCGCGGCUUUCCUUCGCGUAUCGAAUAAUACAUACACGCAUAUACACAUAUUACAUAGGUAUUACAUAAGUAAACGCGAGCGUCGAGCCACGGUAGACCGCGAGUACUCGCGCAAACGGUCAGUAACGAGGCGAAAAAGCGUGCUCGUGUUCGAGUGGCGAAGCGCGAAAGUAUUUAUUUUUAGCCGUUGCGAGAAAAGCGCGCGCGCCAACCGGCGUUCGAUCGUCGCGUACGCGACGCAAACUUAUUUUGUAGAACUUUUUGUCGAAAAGGAAUAAAACGAGAAGAUCGAGC
Messenger RNA from Megachile rotundata (alfalfa leafcutting bee), 5506 nucleotides. RefSeq lists its product as uncharacterized. Gene Ontology annotation, biological process: cell fate commitment; positive regulation of transcription by RNA polymerase II; negative regulation of transcription by RNA polymerase II. Gene Ontology annotation, cellular component: nucleus. Lineage: Eukaryota; Metazoa; Arthropoda; Insecta; Hymenoptera; Megachilidae. The record is from RefSeq and is a predicted model, not a curated record. Gene Ontology annotation, molecular function: DNA-binding transcription factor activity, RNA polymerase II-specific; zinc ion binding; RNA polymerase II cis-regulatory region sequence-specific DNA binding.